Capsicum annuum is the source of this 1548-nucleotide messenger RNA. RefSeq lists its product as uncharacterized. The transcript is spliced from 7 exons. Bases 137 to 1273 code for a protein of 378 amino acids. Gene Ontology annotation, molecular function: oxidoreductase activity. NCBI's taxonomy places the organism in Eukaryota, Viridiplantae, Streptophyta, Magnoliopsida, Solanales, Solanaceae. The record is from RefSeq and is a predicted model, not a curated record.
AACAUUAGCACUAUCCACAAAACACUACUUGUCCCGGGAAAGAACAAUUCUUGAAACUUCUUCAUUUCACUUGUCACCAAUCCAAAUUAUAUAAACAAACAAAAAAGUCUCUGAAAGUACAUGAAAUAAAAAAAAAAUGUCAUCAAUUAACAAAUUCCAUUCUUCUAUGUUAUCUUUGCAUUCAUCAUCAUCUACUUGUUCACUUAAAUCAUCAGUUCUUCCUAAAAAGUCACUCUCUUUUUCUUCUUGUUGCCAUUUCAACAACCCUUUUAGGAACUCUAAUUUUGUCAUGGAAAAUCAGAGCUUUUCAGUAUUAUCUGCUUCUAAAAGCCAAGAUGGAGCUGUAAUUCAAGAUUCUUCUUUUCAGGGAAGUGAAUCAUUCUUUAGGAGUGUAUUGGCGAGCAUGGAAGCGGUAUAUCUGAAUAAAAACCCCACUGCUAAGGCAAUUUUGGAGCUCGUUCAUUCUGCUGAUGGUGAUCAAAUUUGCUAUGAUCAUUUUGCAUUUAGGACAUUUGGGGUAAAUGGUCAUGGCGUUGAUUCUAUGUCAAAGUUCUUCCUGGAUUUUGGUUACAAAAGACGAGAAGAGCUGAGAUUCCCUGCUAAGAAGUUGAAAGCUUUCUGGUUUUCUCCUCCGAAGGUUUCAACUUCCUACCGUGGUGGUGGGGUUAAUGGGCCGUUGCCAAGAAUAUUUAUAUCGGAACUUCUUGUCGAUCAACUUAGUCCAGAAGCUCAGGAUGUAAUUAAAAAAUACACUGACAUAUCUCGCUGUGGAAAAGAGUACGCAGCGCUUGCAAGUGCAUUUGGGAGUUUGACUUGGGAAAAGCCAUCGUAUUCUGAAUUUCAACAACUGGCUAGGGAAAGCGAGUAUGCUGCCUGGACCCUUGUCAAUGGAUAUGCGUUGAAUCAUGUUACGAUAUCUACCCAUCGCAUGAGAUCAAAUCUGAGAAGCAUCGGAAAACUAAAUCAAUUUAUUGAGGAAAAUGGUUUCAAUUUGAACUCUGAAGGGGGUAUUCUAAAGGUGAGCCCUGAUGGUCUUCUUCUGCAAAGUUCAACCGUAGCAGAUUCUACCUCUUUUGAAUUUUCAGACGGCAUUACAGAAGCAGUCCCUUGUUCAUACAUUGAAUUUGCUGAGCGGCUUGUACUACCGCAAUAUAAAGAUUUACCCACACAAGAGGUUGAGGAGUUCCAUAGACGGGAUGGAUUUGAGGUUGGAAAUGCUGACAAGAUAUUCGAGAGCACAUCCAAGGAUCAGUUAACCCGUCGUGCUGCAUGAGAAUGAAUGUGGAACACACGAAGCAGUUGAAUAUUUUGCCUGUGUGAGCUAAUCCUUGCCAUGUUUCAGUUGGAAGACUCCAUUCAAAGAUUUAACUGUUGGAAGAUGAUACUGAAGCCCGUUAGUACAUUAUUGUGAUUCCGUGCAACUAUCUAAAAGAAUAAAAUUGAUGUACAAUACAUGCCUUUCUUCAUCUUUUUUACCAUCACAAAUUUCCCUUGGCUUCCAUCUUGUAUCAAGAAAAUUACCAAGAACAUGUUUUUUACCAUCACAAA